AUGCUCCCAAAAGUCUUGAUAGCAUUUUUACUAUUCAGCAUAAGUAUUAUCGCACAUGCAUCUACAUGCAGCAGCGCAGUCCAAAAAACCCCCAGCGUCAUCAUCACCGGUCCCUCCUCCCUCAACAUAACCCACCUGCUCGCCCACAAACACAUUGACACCCCAAAAUAUCAAUAUCAAUAUCAACCCGUCAACCACAACAUCUACCACCGCGGCGACACAACCUUCCACAGCUUCGCCUUCUCCCUCCAGGAAGAAUGGCAGUUUGCUCUACGGGGGUAUUACAAUCUCGCGCGAUUCACUGCAGAGUCCAGCGACGUUAACCUCGCACCAGGCUUGAUCUGGGCCCAGGAGGAUCAGCUCUACGUUCGUCUUGUCACUGGGACGCCUCUUGAGCCCCAGAUGAGGACAUUCAGUCUAGGGAGUGUUCAGAUGGGGAGGUGGUAUGCCGUGUCUGUUUUGGUCAAGUGGGAUGUUGAGGGCAACGGGGAGCUCCGUUUGUGGGUUGAUGGGAAGAAGGUACUGGAGAAGACGGGGGUAGACACGAUCAUGGACGAUGGGAGGGUGUAUCGGUUUGAGAGUUGUGGGAUCGGGCGGUGUUUGGGGGUGUAG
Molecule: messenger RNA, 612 nt
Organism: Aspergillus udagawae
Lineage: Eukaryota; Fungi; Ascomycota; Eurotiomycetes; Eurotiales; Aspergillaceae
Exons: 1
Coding region: 1-612 (203 amino acids)
Source: RefSeq, a predicted model, not a curated record